Molecule: messenger RNA, 897 nt
Organism: Capronia epimyces CBS 606.96
Lineage: Eukaryota; Fungi; Ascomycota; Eurotiomycetes; Chaetothyriales; Herpotrichiellaceae
Exons: 1
Coding region: 1-897 (298 amino acids)
Molecular function (GO): hydrolase activity
Source: RefSeq, a predicted model, not a curated record
AUGCCUUCGACCUGUACCUUCCCAUUCAGCCUGUUGCCCAAGGUCUUGAGCGUAAGAAGGAAAAGGAAAAAGCUUCGUGUACAGUUCGUGUCGGACUUGCACCUUGAAGUCGGUCGUCAAUACAGCAGCUUCCACAUUCCAGUGCGAGGUCAGAUCCUCCUGCUCGCCGGGGAUAUCGGGCAACUCCAACACUACGACGACUACCGAACAUUUCUUGCCACGCAAUGUCAGAAGUUCCAGCUGGUCUGCCUCGUGUUGGGAAAUCACGAAUUCUACGGACUGUCGCGUGAUGAGGGGCUUGGACUGGCCUCCAAAUUGGAGACCGAACCGUGCCUCAGUGGUCGACUCAAGGUCCUCAACAGAAACCGGGUCGACAUUUCCCCGUCCUUGUGUAUUCUCGGCUGUACUUUGCAAUCUCAUGUGACGGAUACGAACAGAGCCGAAAUCGAAGCGAAGAUCAAAGACUUCCGACGAAUCAAAGACUGGUCUGUGGAAAAGCACAACGAGGAGCAUGUCAAGGAUCGAGAAUGGCUUCUUCGCCAGCUCAGUGCUGUCGGUGACAACUACAAUGUGAUCGUCAUGACGCAUCAUGCGCCGACCGUACACGGCAGUUCUAAACCGGAGGAUGAAGGGAAUACAUUGACCGAAGCCUUUGCAACCGAUCUUCUCGGCACCGAUGAGGCCUUCUCUCGCCCUCAAUGGUGGGUGUUUGGCCACACCCAUCACACCACUCAGAUGGAAAAACACGGAGGCAUUCUGGCCAGUAACCAGCGCGGCUACGUUUUGAAGCCAGAAGCUGGUGCAAGUACAAGGACCUUUACGAGAGGACUUCUUUGCAACACCGAACAACGUCGAAACAGAGAUGCCUUCGAUCCCGGCAGGUUUAUGGAGCUAUGA